Messenger RNA from Tachyglossus aculeatus (Australian echidna), 2194 nucleotides. It is a transcript of the gene PLPP4, whose product is annotated as phospholipid phosphatase 4. Gene Ontology annotation, biological process: phospholipid metabolic process. Gene Ontology annotation, molecular function: phosphatidate phosphatase activity. The transcript is spliced from 4 exons. The record is from RefSeq and is a predicted model, not a curated record. NCBI's taxonomy places the organism in Eukaryota, Metazoa, Chordata, Mammalia, Monotremata, Tachyglossidae. The coding region runs from base 123 to 575 and encodes 150 amino acids.
CUCACUCCUCUCGCAGUCAUCUUUGUGGUGAAAAUUAUCCGGCGAACCGAUAAGACUGAAAUUAAAGAGGCUUUUCUAGACCGCGUCCUGAUUUCUUUUACCGCUGCUUCCCCGAUGGAGUGAUGAACUCUGAGAUGCACUGCACGGGGGAUCCUGAUCUGGUGUCCGAAGGGCGGAAGAGCUUCCCGAGCAUUCACUCUUCCUUUGCCUUUUCAGGUCUUGGCUUUACAACCUUCUACUUAGCCGGGAAGUUACAUUGCUUCACAGAAAAUGGGCGAGGGAGGAGCUGGCGUCUCUGUGCAGCAAUUCUGCCCCUGUACUGUGCCAUGAUGAUUGCCCUGUCACGCAUGUGUGAUUACAAGCAUCAUUGGCAAGAUUCUUUUGUGGGAGGAGUAAUUGGCCUCAUCUUUGCUUACAUUUGCUAUAGGCAACACUACCCUCCUCUGGCUAACCUAGCGUGUCACAAACCUUACGUGAGUCUCCGACUUCAGACGCCCCUGAAGAAAGAUGAGGGGUCUGCAGUGGACAGCAGCCCGGGGCUGCCUCUCGAGGGGAUGAGCGAAGGACCUAUAUGACCCACCCACAAGCCGAGAGAACUCUAGCCCACCGGGUUUCCCCCUCCGUCCUGGUGUCUUCACUUGGGAGCGAACAUUCCCUGUAGUUUGGGUGGCUUUGGUGCUUUUUCAGCCCUCUUCUUGGACUCUGUUCUCUACUUGCUUCAGUUUUACAUCGGGAUCCAUACCGUGCUGUUGAGUUCCAUUUUUAAGCUGGAAGGCAAACGGAUGGAAGAUGGCAAAAGCGAUUAAGAAAUUGUUUCCAGGGCAUUCCAGGUGGUCCUUUAUCUACUCCUGUUAGACGUAUCUUGGACUUGCGUUUUUCACGAUACCGUAGUAAAUCUCCGCCCGAUGGAUCCUGUGCCCUGGUCCUCCCGUUUGAAGGAGCGAUUUGGAGCCAAAGCGGCAAGGGCACAGGAGGGCAUAGACGAGAGAGGCUCUGGAAUAGACACCAAUGCUGUUUCCUCUUCUGCUGGGGACCGUUCUCAUUUGUCAGUGCGCUGGAACACAUGUGUCUCGGGUGAAGUGGAAACCCUGUUCUCCCACCCCAGCGUUUUCACAGCUCUAAGAGGCUUGGUUUCCGUUUGAAAUGGAAAGAAGAGCUCUGCAGGUAGGCCGCCAGGUGCCAAAAACCUUAAGAGCAGCCGCCGAUGCGGAGGCGACGGAACCAGGGCUUGAUGGCUAAGCCCCACGUAGAAGCCUGGCCAUCGGUUCUUCCAGCCUGAAGGAGCUAAUGAUGUUUGCAUUUUUCCUCUGCAGAGGGCUACGCCCUCAGAGCUUAAUGGAUCCAGGACUUGUUGGGGCCCAUCUCUGGGCCUUGGAACCUCUGGGCGUAGCCCUGGCGUCUGUUGAUUUAUUGGCAAGUGACGUGCAAAUUCCUCUCUGCAGCAGUCAUCACAAGGACCAGAUCCACACACAGUGCAAGGGUUAGACCCUCAACACUUGGCUCACAAAAAGCAAUUUCCACUCCUCAAAUCGACCCGAGAAACAAUACAUUUGGGUUGGGAUGAGCAGAGUGGAAGAGGUAUAGGGAAUUUGGCUCCUGGACUCUCAUCCAGUACAAAUUAAGCACAGUCUACCACCAUUGCAUUAAUUCUCCGUCUACACCACCGUUCUGCAUGGGCCCAUUUAGUAUCUGGGGUUCUCUUUUCAUCCAUGAAGAAACAGGGACACUGCAAAGUAGAAGGACUUCCCCAUCGCUGUAAGACUGAGUAAGAAUAAGAACAAACAAUCGACAGACCAAGGAUUAAAAGUCCCAGUCCUAAUGGCAGAGACUCCUUUUGGAGCAGUGAGUUUCACAUUUAUGAUGUGACAGGGUGACUUUCGGCCUGAGAGUUCUUCAAGGGCACUUUUAGGAAAAGGAUCCGUUUCCUUUGUUUUCCUCUUUUAACUGGGACACACGCUACUCUCUCUCUACCAGUGGACCAAAUGUGUGUACUCUUUCUCGGGGAAGACACCUGUCCGUUGAGUCAACCCAGCUCUAUUUAAAAAAAGAGCUGGUGUUACUAUUGUUCUAGAUGAACGACGCGUUUUCCGAAAGCCCCAAAACCUUCCCAAAGAGUGGCACUUCCUCAAACUUAUAAUAAUAAUGAUGACAUUUAUUAAGCGCUUACUACAUGCAAAGCACUGUUCUAAGCUCU